This is a messenger RNA of Syzygium oleosum, 509 nucleotides long. RefSeq lists its product as uncharacterized. The record is from RefSeq and is a predicted model, not a curated record. NCBI's taxonomy places the organism in Eukaryota, Viridiplantae, Streptophyta, Magnoliopsida, Myrtales, Myrtaceae. The transcript has 3 exons. The coding region runs from base 62 to 388 and encodes 108 amino acids.
UUCCCCUUCCGCUUCGACGCCCUAGGAAGAUCCUCCUGGUUGUCAUGUCCAUCUGGAGAAGAUGGCUUCCAAGCGGAUCUUCCUAGGGCUUCGAAGCAGAAGCGGAACUCGAAGGCGCGCAAGGAUCUCCAGAAGGAUCCUCCUACCUCUUCCAGCGCUGAAACAAUCCCAAAGCAGGAUUCCUGUUCCCACCCUAGUUCUUCCCUCGGAGUCUGCGAUGUUUGUGAGGAACUCCUUCCAGAAAUUUGUGGCGUGCCUUUUGAAAUUACGCAGCGGUGGCUAUUUUCUUUUCAGGGACGAAUUUCAACCGAAGAUGUUCUUUGGGUUUGGCCUUGACCAAGGCAAUCUGUGUCCCGCCUUGUCUCUGUUGGAGUGCUUCCCAUCCUAGAGCUUCAUUGUGCACCUCAAUACUUAGAAAAGCUAAGAAGGUUGAUCAGUUAUUUUGCAGUAAUGUCAGAGUUGGAAGAACCGGAUAUUUCUCCUUUUAGCUUGGUGUUUACGCUUGUUUU